UGAUUUAGGAAAGUGAACGGUGUUCGAAUAUACCGGUCUUACAACCAUGUUCGUUUUUAGUUUGGAGUUAUGUUUACGGUGCUGAUGAUGGCGCUUGAAGUACAUGUUCGCAUUUAGUACGGGACUGCGUUAUCUACUGAGAGAUACCGUGCCAAGACUGUCAAGCCGCAUUGAAGCAGCUGGCAGUGCUGACAGUGCUGACAGUGCUGGCACACUUCUCAUCCAUUCCAACUGAUUUUAACAUAACCCCGCAGUGCAGUCGGGCUUGUUCAUUCUCUUCGAAUCGCCGCAUGUGCAAUACGCAGUCGCCCAACCCGCGUUUAUAUUGCCCGAACGAAGCGCGUGUUUAAAGGGGAUCCCUCGAUGUGAAUGGUGCUUAAAGUUUGUCGGACGUUAAAACAUUUCUCGCUAGUUGUGACGACUUGUUAAUCGUUGCGGUGUAAUCAUGGCGGCGACCUCGUCACGGGUAGACGAACUCGUGCAGUCUGUCAGCCUGCACAAUCCACGGAAAUGGAUGUUCAACGGUUACAUCCUGCCCUUCGUGAUGCUGCAGUCCCUGUGGAUCUACUGUUGGAUCUUUGUGUACGGCGUCGACGAGUACUAUGACGCGGGCCUGGUGGGCAUCGCGGCAAUCGGCGUGAUGCAGAUUUUUCUAUGCCUAUGCUGUCAAUGGUCGGUGCACAUCCACACGUUUUUGAACUGCAGCUCGGAAAAAGAUCCGUACAAAGCCAGGAUAGUUAAAGUAGUUCCCACUUCAAAUAACGGGAGCUCGGAGCUGAUUUCAUUACGCCAUACGGAUCAACAAGAGCCUUGGUUUAUUUUUCAAAAGACAAAAUAUUACUGGGACUCGGACAAAAAGUCAUUCAGAGGGUUGCAGUUCCCGAUCAAUCAUUCCGUGAAACAUUAUUGUGAAUGGAAAGGGUAUCUCGAUCAAAAAGAAAUUGAGGCAGCGGAAGGAAAAUAUGGGAAAAACAAAUUGGACAUGGUUGUACCCGAAUUCUGGGAACUCUUUAAAGAGCGCGCAAUUGCUCCGUUCUUCGUCUUUCAAGUAUUCUGCGUGGCACUAUGGUGCUUAGAUAAAUAUUGGUAUUAUAGUAUCUUUACACUGAUUAUGCUUAUCAUGUUCGAAUGUACAUUGGUGCAACAGCAACUAAGAAAUAUGGCCGAGAUUCGUAAAAUGGGCAAUAAGCCAUACAUGAUAAUGGUAUACAGAAAUAGGCGAUGGCGCCAGUUGUUUACAGACCAACUAGUUCCUGGAGAUAUUGUCUCUAUUACAAGGCCUCAACAUGAUAAUUUAGUGCCAUGCGAUAUGUUGCUUUUGCGAGGCCCGUGCGUGGUUGACGAAAGCACAUUGACAGGUGAAUCUGUACCUCAAAUGAAAGAGCCUGUAGAAGAUAUCGACGGAAGUAGAGUUAUAGAUAUCGAAGGAAGUGAUAAACUUCACGUGCUUUUCGGUGGCACAAAAGUUGUACAGCAUACAUCCCCUAGCAAAAAUACUCCCGGUCUUCGAGCGACCGAUAAUGGAUGCAUUGCCUACGUAUUGCGUACCGGCUUUUCCACGUCACAAGGCAAACUUUUGAGAACGAUAUUGUUCGGCGUUAAACGCGUUACGGCCAACAAUUUAGAAACUUUCGGUUUCAUUCUGUUCCUGCUUAUUUUUGCAAUUGCUGCCGCCGCAUAUGUCUGGAUCAAAGGCAGCGAAGAUCCUACGAGGAACAAGUACAAACUAUUUUUGGAAUGCACAUUGAUUUUGACGUCCGUUGUACCACCAGAGUUACCUAUAGAAUUGUCUCUGGCUGUAAAUGCGUCUCUGGUAGCGCUAUCCAAGUUAGGUGUGUUCUGCACGGAACCGUUCAGAAUUCCAUUUGCCGGCAAGGUCGACAUUUGUUGUUUCGACAAGACCGGUACGCUUACCAGCGAUAAUUUGGUUGUCGAAGGUAUCGCGGGUAUCAACGGUAAGCCGGACGUGAUUCAAAUAUCGGAUGCACCUCUGGAGAGCAUUCAAGUGCUCGCCACAUGCCAUUCCCUUGUUCAAUUAGAUGACGGUAUCGUCGGAGAUCCGUUAGAGAAGGCCACUCUUAAAGCUAUCAAUUGGAAUCUCACGAAAGGUGACUCUGUAAUUCCCAAAAAGGGCAAAUCUCCCGCGCUGAAAAUCGUACAAAGGCAUCAUUUUUCAUCGGCUUUGAAAAGAAUGUGCGUUGUGGCUGGAUAUAAUCUUUCUGGAGCUUCAGAGAUACAUUAUGUGGCUACGGUUAAAGGCGCGCCAGAAACCGUAAAGAACAUGUUAUCUUCCGUGCCGGAAAAUUACGAUUCAACUUAUUUGUCUCUUUCACGACGCGGCGCAAGAGUACUCGCUUUAGGCUACCGAAAACUUGCUGGUAGCUUGUCCUCUCAAGAUUUAAGAGAAUUAACUCGUGAAAAGUUAGAGAGCAAUCUCACGUUUGCGGGAUUUGUCAUAAUCAGCUGCCCUCUCAAACCCGACUCGAAAUCCGGCAUUAAAGAGAUCGUCAAUUCGUCACAUUCGGUCGUGAUGAUAACAGGUGAUAAUCCUUUAACGGCCUGUCAUGUAAGCCGCGAGCUACAUUUCACGAAGAAGCCUAGCACACUUAUUCUGACCGAGGAUGAGGAUGGCGAAUGGUUGUGGGAAAGCAUAGACAAAACGACGCGGCUUCCUCUGAGCGUGAAAAAUAACGAAUCGCGCAAAGAGAUCUGGAAGGAUCACACGCUUUGCGUGACGGGUGAAGGUUUAUCGUAUCUGAAGGAAAAACAACGGGGACUCCUUCGGAAGCUCUUGCCACACGUCGUAAUAUUCGCGCGAUGUGCACCGAAACAAAAAGAAUUUAUUAUUGUAUCGCUACAGUCUUUAGGCUAUACGACGUUAAUGUGCGGAGACGGAACGAACGAUGUCGGAGCUUUGAAACACGCACAAGUGGGUGUCGCAAUUUUGUCCAGUCCGCCCGAGAAGAUAAUUACUGAUAAGCGCCUAGAGGAUCCGAGAAAUGAUGCUUUGAUGCCGCCCAUAAACAACGGGCCAAGAAACAAUUCGAGAAUCCGAGAACCGGUGAACACUCGUGCGAAGCUGCAGAAGAUCUUGAAAGAGAUUGACAACGAGGUGCAGGAGCAGUCCGUGAUCGUGAAACUCGGUGACGCUUCCAUCGCGGCCCCCUUCACCAGCAAAAUGUCGUCCAUUCAAUGCAUAUGUCACGUGAUCAAGCAGGGACGCUGCACUCUGGUCACCACUCUACAGAUGUUCAAAAUACUGGCGCUGAACGCACUGAUACUCGCGUACAGCCAGUCGGUGCUCUACCUGGACGGGAUCAAAUUCAGCGACGCGCAGGCGACUUUCCAGGGUGUCGUUCUAGCGGCGUGUUUCCUCUUUAUCUCACGAUCGAAACCGCUGAAAACUCUGUCGCAGCAAAGACCGCUGCCAAAUAUCUUCAAUUUGUACACCAUCGCAACUGUAUUAUUGCAGUUUGCCGUACAUUUCUCCUGCCUUGUUUACUUGGUGAAAGAAGCUACCAUUUUGUCUCCAAAGGACGAUAAAUUGGCAGCCAUCCUGAACACUUCCAAAGAAGUGGGAACAGAUGAUAGCAGCGAGGAAGAACCCUUUGAGGCAAAUUUAAUUAACAGUACUGUGUACAUAAUCACGCUGUUUCUUCAGGUUUCUACUUUUGCUAUAAAUUAUCGAGGCCAUCCAUAUAUGGAAAGUUUGAUACAAAACAAAGCUGUUUUAAUGAGUCUCGUGUGCAAUUAUGUCGUUAUUCUAUUACUGGCUUGUGGAAUCUUGCCGGAUUUGGCGGCGCAUUUCGAGCUUGUAGACUUUCCAGUCCAAUUCCGUACGACGCUGGUUCAAAUACUAGUCAUGGAUUUUACCUUCGCGUUUAUAGUCGACAGAGCUUGCCUGUGGCUCUUUGGCGAAGGAAGACAACACAAACUGUGAUGAAAUUAUCUUUUAUCAAUUACAGACUGUAUCAAAGAUUUUUCUAUGUAACUUUUGUUACUGAUCUUGUUCCACGUUAAGAGCUGACAAUUUUUUAUAUUUAAGAAUCGAUAAUGUACCUGUGAAUACACAUGUAUUAUUUGUCUCCAAGCGCAUUUUACGUCGAUAAGUUUUCCCUUUUCUUUUUUUUUUCGUUUUCUCUAUUCGUUUGUUGUGUAUGGAAAUGUAAUGUGAAAAUAUAAAUAUGUGCAUACAAUCAUCCACUCGCCUAAUUGCUCACUCUAUGCUGUCAACUUUUUCUCCGUGGAACAAGAAACAGCGUUCUGGCGAUCAUUUGUUAAUUGUCGAUGAAAAAUAUUGACAAUGUUCGAUAGUCAUCAUUGUCGAUAAUUGUCUCGAUAAUCAAAUCAGUAUUGCCUGUAUAUAUUUAUUGAUGAUGCAUAUAACAAAAUUUCGUGGACAUUUUUAACAUUUCAUUAACAUAAUAACAAAUAUUGAUCGCUCGAGGAAGGACACGCGUACACGUGUACAUAACUUGUAGAUAAACGAUUCUAAUUUUUUUCACAGUGGAAUACUCGCACUUGGCGCAAGUUCUGAACACAGAUAUAUUACAUAGACAUAUGAGUUUAUAUAUAGAUUUAUAUAAAUUUAUAUAUUGUAGAUAUAUUUUAUAUACAGACGCGCACAGAACACUCACGGGGUUGUAACUCGUUUGUCAUUGAAACAAACGAAACGUGAAAUGUUUACGCGAAUGACUUUCUAAUGCGAUAUCGAAUUACGAUUUUACGUAUGUAGUUUUAUACUUCAAUUACAUUCCACAUUCCAUCACAUUUUACAUGUUGCGAUAUUGUUAGGAUCUCGCACAUUUGUUCGAAUUAAGCAUAUUUAUGCGAAUAUUUACUUCUCAGAUUUCGUUAGCGAUGUGUAAUUUAAUCUCAUAUUUCAUUUUCAUGAUCUGUCAAGAGAUCUGCGGAGAAAUAAAAUGAAAGUGUAAAUUUCGUUUAUUCGCAUCAUAAAUCGAAUUAAGGCAUAGUUGUAUUAUUGUACAUUUAUAAAACUAAUAAAAAAAAUGUUCAUUCAAUAUAA
Molecule: messenger RNA, 5026 nt
Organism: Wasmannia auropunctata (little fire ant)
Lineage: Eukaryota; Metazoa; Arthropoda; Insecta; Hymenoptera; Formicidae
Product: manganese-transporting ATPase 13A1
Exons: 18
Coding region: 446-3940 (1164 amino acids)
Biological process (GO): intracellular calcium ion homeostasis
Cellular component (GO): endoplasmic reticulum membrane
Molecular function (GO): P-type ion transporter activity; ATP binding; ATP hydrolysis activity
Source: RefSeq, a predicted model, not a curated record